Messenger RNA from Entamoeba invadens IP1, 606 nucleotides. RefSeq lists its product as hypothetical. The record is from RefSeq and is a predicted model, not a curated record. Bases 1 to 606 code for a protein of 201 amino acids. The transcript has a single exon. Lineage: Eukaryota; Evosea; Mastigamoebida; Endamoebidae.
AUGGAGACUUACUCAGCUUCUAAAAAGAAUUUGCCUUUCAAGACACAAUGUUCAAGAGACAAAAGAACGUUAGAAGCUGUUCAACAAGCAGUUUUCAUUUGUCUUCUCUCACAAUCAUUCGAAGUGACCAUAGAGCGCCCUCCUAAACUAUCAAAGGUGACUGCUCAGAUACCAAAAAUAGUGUCAAUAAAGAGAGGAACAGAUGUUGUCAAUAUCGAUGAGUUUGUGAAAGAUAGAUUCAAAAACGAACUAGAUGCAAUGUACAAGAAUGAAGCACAUCGAGUAAAGAUACUUAGAAUAUUCAAUAGAAAUGUAUUUGUGUUUACCAACAAUUUAUUACUUGAUUUGUGUUUGGAAGAGGGUUAUUACAUCUCUUCAAGACUUUCAAAGCCAGCAAAGAACAACCAGAGAAUAGAAUAUAUUACUGGUUUAUUGUUGGGCUCUAAUUUUAUCACAGAUAGAAACACUGUCAUUAAUAUUGGAUCAAAAGUGUGUAACUACCUCACACAACUCGUCACGGACAAAAAAUGUGUGACUCUUAAGGCUGGAGACAGAGUCUUGUCAAAAAUAUUAACAACUGUGUCUGAAGAAUCAACUUCGUUAUAA